CAAUCUUCGAAUUUCGAAAUUUUUGACAUUCUAAAUUGAAAUGUUUUUACUGUGUAACUCAAUAAAAUAUUAUCGAUUCAAAAGUGAUUCAAUCUCCAACUAGGUACAACCUAUAUUUAAUGAUAAUUUAGGUGUGUGUGGCUUAUCAAAAAACAUAUUAUUUCAAUCAAUUUUCUCGUUUUAUGUAACGAUCCGUAAUCUUUUUAUCUUCAGUUUACUAUUUUUAUGAAGCAUGAUAAUAUUUUAGUACCUAAUUAGUAAAUUACCAGGCAAACAUGUGAGUGCAAUAGUUUAAAAUCGUUCUUUGUAUCGUACAUGAUGUCUAUGAACUAUGCUUUUGGAUUUUCAUUAUUCCUACUUGUUCUUGUCGCCCUGAAUAUUUAUUUCUUCUAUACUCUUAACACAGCUGGAACUAAAUCUCCUAAGUUUAAUGUCCAGAGUAUAAAUUUAGAUUUAUCAUCUGGUGUGUUUAAAGAUAUAUAUGAUUAUCUUAACUAUUUACCCAGUAACUACAAAAUUAAAAAUUUAAAUUUUCUGCCAAUACAGAACAAUCUUUUAAUAUCUUUUAAUUCAAGUCAUAAUAUUAAUACUCAGGAUGUUUGGAGGGAAACAGAGACUUGGAAAAGUGAAGAGUCAUUAUUUCCACACACAGAUGGUGCUCCUGGUAAAAUAUUACAUGCCAUACAAACCUCACAGGUAGCAUUGGUAGACAACGCACCUAAAGGAACACAGCUGAAACUAUUACUUCUACUUGAAGGCAAGCAGAAGAUUUAUUUCAAACCAAAACGCUAUAACUUGAGUCAUGUCAUUAAUGGAAACAUCUAUGGAGGAUUUGAUCGCCAUAACUCUGAAGUGUUUGCCUAUUACUUAGCAAUGGUGCUAAACUUUCGAUGGAUCCCUCCUUCAGUGAUACGACAAAUACAUAUACAUAAAGAUAUAGUGCCUGUUGCUACAGCAGGCUUAAAAAGGACUAUGGUAAAAAAUGAUAGUGGAUCAUUGUGUAUCUAUGGAAAAUGCUUCUACUGUAAAAUAAAUGAAACUGUUUGCCCAAAUAGUAAUGGUGUGAUCGAAGGAGCCGCAAUACUUUAUUUGGAUAGACAAUUUAAAAUUUACAAGUCACCUUGGAGGAGGUCUUACAGCACCAAGAAAAUGGAAUGGGAAACUGAUAAUGAUUUUUGUAAGAAAGUGAAAGGAAUAUUGAGUGCGAAAAGGCUACUCAACCUGAUAGAUGUGGCAAUUUUUGAUUUCCUUAUACAAAAUGGAGACAGACACCGCUACGAGGUUUACAAAGAUCAAAUUGUAUUACUAGACAAUGGAAAAGGUCUGGGAAAUGCCAUGGUUGACGAGUUAGAUAUUUUAGCACCACUCUACCAAUGUUGUAUACUUACAACUUCAACUUGGCAAAACCUGGAGAUGAUAUCUGGGGGCAGUUUAACCGAAACAAUAAAAAAAUUGGGUGCGCUCAGAGGCCAAAGGCUGGCCACAGACGAUCACUUUAAAGCAGUAGAACGAAGACUACUCAAAGUAUAUGCCACUAUACAGUACUGUAUUGGUAAACAUGGAAGGUCGAAGGUGUUUAAAAAUGGAUUAUUUUAAGUACCGUACAACUUAGAAUGUUAACAAAUAAAUGAAUAGUUAGUGAGUGAAAAAAUAGCAAGUGUGUACCAUAUUUGUGCCAGUGCCUAAAUCAAAGUGAUAAUAUGAUUAAAUAGAGAUUUUAUAAGU
Messenger RNA from Pararge aegeria (speckled wood butterfly), 1725 nucleotides. Its product is annotated as glycosaminoglycan xylosylkinase homolog. Gene Ontology annotation, molecular function: phosphotransferase activity, alcohol group as acceptor. Gene Ontology annotation, biological process: protein phosphorylation. The coding region runs from base 316 to 1596 and encodes 426 amino acids. NCBI's taxonomy places the organism in Eukaryota, Metazoa, Arthropoda, Insecta, Lepidoptera, Nymphalidae. The transcript is spliced from 6 exons. The record is from RefSeq and is a predicted model, not a curated record. Gene Ontology annotation, cellular component: Golgi apparatus.